AACACCCAACUGAUCGAGCUCACAAGAACAGACAAGAUCCGAAACGAUGCAGACAUCUUCUACAGCCUCCAUCUUUCUGUCCCUUUCUUCACUGCUUCUUCUCUUCUCGUCCAAUUCAUGGGCUAAAUCACCCCACACUACUCACCACGAUCAUUUCCGCCGCUGUCUGAUCCGAUUCUCCAAAAACUCUAGUUUCUCCGACGAUGUUUUCACGCCGGAAAAUCCCUCGUUCUUGCCCAUCCUACAAUUCCCCAUCCAGAACCUCCGGUUCAACAGGACCAACACCCCACGGCCGCGGAUCAUAGUCACGCCCCGCCAGGAGUCCGAGGUGCAAGCGGUCGUGCAUUGCGCCAAGAAACAUGGGAUCCAGCUUCGAGCCCGAGGCGGCGGCCAUGACUACGAAGGGCUAUCCUACACUACGGAUUUCGAGAACCCGUUUCUGGUACUGGAUCUCGCCCAGCUGAGGAGCAUCACGGUCGAUGCGGAGGCGAAAACGGCGUGGGUCGGGGCGGGAUCCACCAUCGGAGAAGUGUAUUAUCACGUUUCGGAGAAGAGUAAAAAGCUGGGGUUUCCGGCCGGCGUUUGCCCCACGGUGGGAGUCGGCGGGCACUUUACCGGCGGAGGGUACGGUGUUUUGCUGAGAAAAUAUGGGCUGUCGGCGGAUAACAUCAUCGAUGCCCGCCUGGUUGAUGCGAAGGGAAGGAUUCUUGACCGGAAAGCCAUGGGGAAGAAUCUGUUCUGGGCGAUUAGAGGGGGUGGAGGGAAUAGCUUCGGAGUGGUUCUUGCAUGGAAGAUACGUUUAGUUGAUGUACCAGAAACCGUCACGGUUUUCACCAUCAACAAGACUCUGGACCAAAACGCCCCAGCACUGGUACACAAAUGGCAGUCUAUUGCGCACAAAUUCCCUAAAGAUUUGUUCAUCAGACUCAUCUUAAAAAGAGUAAACUCCACCACCACCAAAACUCAUCACACCGUUCAAGCCUCCUUCAACUCCCUCUAUCUCGGCCGGACUAACCGAUUGCUCCAUAUCGUCCAAAAAAGGUUCCCAGAGCUCGGGCUAACAAAGAAAGAUUGCAAGGAAAUGACCUGGGUGGAAUCCUGUCUAUACUUUGGAGGAUUCCCAAUCGGAACACCCACAAACGCUUUGCAACGCAGGGUUCAAUUAUCCAAGGUGCGCUACUUCAAAGCAAAAUCCGAUUACGUGAAAAAGCCAAUCCCCAUGGAAGGCCUAAAAGGGAUCUGGGAAUUCCUCCUCCAAGACGAAGCCGAUUUGGCCGAGCUGAUCUUGAACCCAUACGGGGGAAGAAUGGAUGAGAUUUCCGAGUCAUCACUCCCAUUCCCUCACAGACAUGGGAAUCUGUUCAAAAUCCAGUACCUAGCAUACUGGAAUCAUGAUGACAGUAAAGCUUCCGAGACUGAGAGGCACAUAAAUUGGAUAAGAAAGCUGUAUGCCUACACAGCUUCCUAUGUUUCCAAGAACCCAAGAGAAGCGUACGUGAAUUACAGGGAUCUUGACUUAGGGAUAAACGAGGAAGGCAACACAAGCUAUGCACAAGCCCGGAAAUGGGGGAUAAGGUAUUUCAAGAACAAUUUUGACAGGUUGGUUUCUGUGAAGACGAAGGUUGAUCCCACCAACUUCUUCAGGAAUGAGCAAAGCGUUCCUCCACUUGCACACUCGUCGUGACUGUGCAGUGGAAGAUCAGAGAGAGGCCAGGCUUCAUUCUUGCGAAAGAUGAAAACCGCAUGCAUGUUAUAAUAAGGCACCGUUGAAUAUAAUAUCCAUGAUUUAAAUAAGUUACUCCCCUCAGUUAUAUUAUAUUGUUGCAUUAUUGUAUUUCAAGGACUUUUCCAUUACGUGUAUGUGAAGUCUUUUCCUCAUUGUUUGUUCACACUAAAUAUAUGCUUACUAUACAUUGGAGUUUGUACGAUUAUGGUCCUGGUUGGU
Ipomoea nil (Japanese morning glory) is the source of this 1945-nucleotide messenger RNA. RefSeq names its product berberine bridge enzyme-like 15. The record is from RefSeq and is a predicted model, not a curated record. Gene Ontology annotation, molecular function: oxidoreductase activity; FAD binding. The coding region runs from base 47 to 1684 and encodes 545 amino acids. Lineage: Eukaryota; Viridiplantae; Streptophyta; Magnoliopsida; Solanales; Convolvulaceae. The transcript has a single exon.